UAAAUCAUACAUAUGAUAUGUUAACAAUCAGGAUGCUUGAGCCGCAUUCGUUUAUCGCGGACCAGAGUGCAGCUUUUCAUGUGUAGCUAUCCAGUAAUCAUGUUACGUCCUGUCGACAUUGAUGACGUGUGGAAUGGUUUAGGAAGGUUUGGCGUGUACCAAUUCCAGCAAAUUACACUGACUAUAUUGGCAACCCUUCCAAUGGCGUUUCACAUAGUAUCCGUUGUUUUUAUCGGUUUUACACCUGAACACACGUGUUCUGUAGAACUGUCAGACGUAACAGACAAUAACAGGAUUAAUGACGUCAUCAAUGUGACUGCCGACACAUGUAAUAUCCUCGUACAGCGGAAUGUGAACGGGAAUUUAGUUACAGAAGAAACAGGCUGUUUGUAUGGAGUCAACUACACAUUGUCAAAAACGUCCACGUUUGUAUCAGAGUGGGAUCUUGUAUGUGAAAGGGACACGAUUGGUCGGUUGUCCCAGUCUCUCGUGCUUGGUGGAAUGUUUCUUGGGGCCCUGGCCGCACCACUGGCCGAUAAAUUCGGGAGGAAGCCAGUUCACGUGGCCUUCAACAUCGGCUUACUGGCAGUCACCUUCACAAUGGCGUUUGUAAAGAACAUUACCACGUUUCUUGUACUGCGCUUCUUUGUUGGUACCUUUCAGCAGGGAAUGCUGAUUACAGUAGUGACAUUCUGGCUGGAGUUAUUUCACACUGAUUCCCGUGAGGACGUGGGAAUUGUGAACGGCUUCAUGUGGGCAAGCUCCGUCAACGUUCUUACUCUCGUUGCAUUCCUGCUUCGAGACUACGACUGGAGAAUCCUUCAACUAGCGUUGUCUGUUUUCUCAGUUCUCAGCCUGGUAGAAAUUUUCAUGAUGGAUGAAUCGCUGAGAUGGCUAAUUGCAAACAACAAGAUGAAAAAGUGUCACGCACUCAUCGAAAAAGUUUGGACACUAAAUAAACGGAACAAACAGAUCUUAUCGGAAGCUGAUCAGAAAGAAACUGACAUGAAACCUCUGUCUACUGAGGCGGUUGGAAAAGUAAUUUUGCCUUUACGAAGUAACUCGUUAACGGAUCAAACCACUGUCAUGGUAGAGGAACACUGGUCACAACUGGUGACAGACAAAAUACUGCGGAGACAUUCACUGAUUACAUGGGGUUUGUGGGUAGCCAACAACCUCACGUACUACGGGAUUGUGAUGAUGACUCCCAGUUUCGCUGUUGGUCGCUACCUCGGUUUCUUCCUCGGAAGUAUUUCGGAAAUGGUUGGCAAUUUCAUCUUGUUGUUUUUGAUUAAACGAUUCACCCGGAAAACGACCAUAAGUAUAUUCCAAUUUGUAGGCAGUGUGGCACUACUUCUCACUAUCAUAACCAUCCACUUUGACGGUGAUGUUGUCCGGAUUGUUGAGGUGGUGCUGUUUGCCGUCGCUCGGGGAUCGAUAUCAAACUCAUUUAAUGCUAUCUACCUGUACACUCCGGAACUUUUCCCCACAAAUCUCAGGAGCGCAGGUCUCGGUGUAGCAUCGGCCGCUGGAAGACUAUCUGGCAUCAUAGCACCAUUCUGCGUCUAUAUGAUGGAAGUGGCUCUAUGGUUGCCAUCGUUACUAUUCGCUUCAUUAUGUCUGAUAUUCUGUUUCCUGAUCCGGUAUCUACCGGAAACGAAAGGGAGAGAACUACCACAGAAGCUUGAGGAAAUCUGGGAAUGGUACAAUCAUGACAACAACAGAAAUACCAUUGAUACAAAUACGGUUGAUCACGAAGUAUUCAUUACUACACCUUGUCAAUAAACAUGAACAUUUCAAACAGCUUUACUGAAUAGUUACAUGUACUUUACUAGUACACACUAAUU
This is a messenger RNA of Mizuhopecten yessoensis (Yesso scallop), 1847 nucleotides long. Its product is annotated as solute carrier family 22 member 8-like. The coding region runs from base 79 to 1785 and encodes 568 amino acids. The record is from RefSeq and is a predicted model, not a curated record. Gene Ontology annotation, biological process: transmembrane transport. Lineage: Eukaryota; Metazoa; Mollusca; Bivalvia; Pectinida; Pectinidae. Gene Ontology annotation, cellular component: membrane. Gene Ontology annotation, molecular function: transmembrane transporter activity. The transcript has 11 exons.